Molecule: messenger RNA, 1159 nt
Organism: Drosophila ficusphila
Lineage: Eukaryota; Metazoa; Arthropoda; Insecta; Diptera; Drosophilidae
Product: mitochondrial 2-oxoglutarate/malate carrier protein-like
Exons: 1
Coding region: 113-1003 (296 amino acids)
Biological process (GO): thiosulfate transport; phosphate ion transmembrane transport; succinate transmembrane transport
Molecular function (GO): malate transmembrane transporter activity; antiporter activity; oxaloacetate transmembrane transporter activity
Source: RefSeq, a predicted model, not a curated record
GUCAACCUAUUAAAACCUAAAACCUAUCAAAAAAUUCGUUUUGGCUGUUUGUCUGUUUCAAAAUUUAUUAUUUUUUUUUUUUUGGCUUAUUGUUUUUGUGCAUAUUUCCGCUAUGACUGUCAAUGUUGAUAAGAAGCAUAUUCCGUACUAUGUGAAGCCCAUCAAGCAUGGGUUAGGCGGAAUGAUGGCCACAGUCAUUUUGCAGCCGCUGGACUUCAUAAAGACCCAAAUGCAGCUGGCUAUCAAGGGCGAGUACAAGAGCUCCCGAGAUUGUCUGACGAAGGUGGUCAAAAACGAAGGAAUCCGGGCCUUGUACAAAGGAUUAAGUGCCGGAUUGAUGCGACAGGUGACGUACCCGACGGCUCGAAAUGGAUUUGCUGACAUGUGGAUCCAUUAUUACCGCAAGCAGUACAACGCUGGUCCGACUCAUUGGGAACGUAUGGGAAUAAUAGGUUUAGGCUCAGCUUUUGGAGCCAUGAUCGCAAACCCGGCGGAGGUGGCCAUGAUCCGGAUGAUGUCCGAUAAUCGGUUGCCGCUGGAGGAGAGGCGCAACUAUAAAAAUGUAGUUGAUGCUUUUGCUAGGAUCGUAAAGGAAGAGGGAGUGCUCGUCCUCUGGCGAGGAUGCAUGCCAAACAUGGGUCGUUCCAUGGUGGUCUACAUGUUGCAAUUCGGUGUCUACUCCAAGUCAUGGCGCGUAAGCUCCGAAUACUUCUCUGGUCGACUGCCGCGGCAAAUUUCGUCCGCGAUGUUGACCAGCGUGGUGACCACCAUGGCCUCAAUGCCCCUCGAUAUGGCCAAAACGAGAAUCCAGCAGCAGAUGACGGGCGAGUACAAGGACACCUUCGAUGUCCUGAUGAAGGUGUCCAAGAGCGAGGGUAUUUUUGCUCUGUGGAAGGGCUUCACACCCCACCUGUUACGUAGAGGUCUGCACAUUGUGUUUGCGGGCAUAUUUUUCGAUCAGCUCACUAAAGCCUACAAGCGUUAUGUGCUCGGUGACGACUAAAUUGGUUUUACCUUCUCUUAGGUAUCAACCAAUAUGGGGCAACGGAAUUGCAAUAAUUUCAAACUUGUUCUUACAACAAGAAUCAAAUUUACGUCAGUGUAUAAAUUUCUUUUCCUCUGGGUCCAAUAUCUAUCCGUAAUAAAAAAUAAAUAAAAC